CGGGCGGCGGCGACGGCGGGUGGCGUCUGGGGCGCCUCCGGCGGACGGUGGCGGCGCCGGGCAGAGAGGCCGCGGCUGCCUGGGUCGUCGGGGGACGGCGGUGAGCUCGGGCCUGGGCGGCGGCGGCCGGGGGCGCAAGCGGAGCCCCGCGCCGGACACAGAACCUCGUCUCAGGCGGCCGCGGCUUUUGAUGAGCUACAGGCCGGCGGAGACGCAGACUCGCUCGUCCCCUGGCGGCCCGCGGACGCUGACGCUCUCCGCGCGGACCCUCGCCCCGGCCCCGGCCCCGGCCCCGACCCCAACCCCGGCCCUGACCGCCGCCGCGUGUGUGUUUCAGGCCCCAGCGCCCGGCUAUGGCCGCGGCCACCAUAGUCCACGACACGUCUGAGGCGGUGGAGCUGUGCCCCCCGUACGGCCUGUACCUGAAGCCCAUCACCAAGAUGACCAUCAGCGUGGCUCUCCCGCAGCUGAAGCAGCCGGGCAAGUCCAUCUCCAACUGGGAGGUGAUGGAGAGGCUCAAGGCCAUGGUGCAGCACCACCAGUUCUCCACGCUGCGCAUCUCCAAGAGCACCAUGGACUUCAUCCGCUUCGAGGGCGAGGUGGAGAACCGCAGCCUGGUCAAGGCCUUCCUGGCUUGCUUGGACGGCAAGACCAUCAAGCUCAGCGGCUUCUCCGACAUCCUCAAGGUGCGCGCGGCCGAGUUCAGGAUCGACUUCCCCACGCGCCACGACUGGGACUCCUUCUUCCGCGACGCCAAGGACAUGAACGAGACGCUGCCGGGCGAGCGGCCCGACACCAUCCACCUGGAGGGCCUGCCCUGCAAGUGGUUCGCGCUCAAGGACUCGGGCUCCGAGAAGCCCAGCGAGGAGGUGCUGGUGAAGGUGUUCGAGAAGUUCGGGGCGAUCCGCAACGUGGACAUCCCCAUGCUGGACCCCUACCGCGAGGAGAUGACCGGCCGCAACUUCCACACCUUCAGUUUCGGGGGCCACCUGAACUUCGAGGCGUACGUGCAGUACCGCGAGUACGUGGGCUUCAUCCAGGCCAUGAGCGCCCUGCGCGGCAUGAAGCUCAUGUACAAGGGCGAGGACGGCAAGGCGGUGGCCUGCAACAUCAAGGUUUCCUUCGACUCCACCAAGCACCUGAGCGACGCCUCCAUUAAGAAACGGCAGCUCGAGAGGCAAAAGCUGCAGGAGCUGGAGCAGCAGAGGGAGGAGCAGAAGCGCCGGGAGAAGGAGGCCGAGGAGAGGCAGAGGGCGGAGGAAAGGAAGCAGAAGGAGCUGGAGGAGCUGGAGCGGGAGCGGAAGCGGGAGGAGAAGGUGCGGCGCCGGGAGCAGAAGCAGCGGGACCGCGAGCUGCGCCGCCAGCAGAAGAAGCUGGAGAAGCAGCAGGCGGAGGAGCAGCGGAAGCUGCACGAGAAGAUCCGGCUGGAGGAGCGCAAGCUGCUGCUGGCGCAGCGCAACCUGCAGUCCAUCCGCCUGGUGGCCGAGCUGCUGAGCAGGGCCAAGGCCGUGAAGCUGCAGGAGCAGGAGCACCGCGAGGAGGCGCUGCGGCUGCAGCGGCUGGAGGAGCGGCGGCGGCUGCAGGAGGCCGAGCUGCGGCGCGUGGAGGAGGAGAAGGAGCGCGCGCUGGGGCUGCAGCGCCGGGAGAGGGAGCUGCGCGAGCGGCUGCUCACCAUCCUGCUGAGCAGGAAGCCGGACGAGCCGCCGGCGCGCGACGAGCUGGGGGUGGCGCACGCGGACCUGCUGCAGCCCGUGCUGGACAUCCUGCACACGGUGUCGGCCGGCUGCGCGGGCGCCGCCGCCGCCCUGCACCCCCUGGGGGCCCCGCCGGCCCCCGGCGCCCCGAAGCAGACGCCGCCGCGCCCGGACGCCGACAGCGCGCCCCGCGGCGUCAACGGCAGCCUGGCCGAGGGCGCGCCCUGCCGCGAAGGCGUGGGCGCGCGGCGCGGCGCGGCGGACGACGGCUCCCCGGACAAGCGCUGCCCCGGCGUCCUCGCCUGCAUCCCCGACAACAACCAGCAGCCCAAGGCCGCGCCCGCCGCCGCCGCCUGUGAGCAGAGCGCGCCCAGGAAGGACGCGCGCUCCGAGCAAGACAAGUGCAACCGCGAGCCGAGCGGGGGCCGCGGCCGGGCCAGCGGGGGCCGCGGGGACGACGACAGGCACCAGCGGGAGCGCAGCCGGCCGCGGCGGGCGGGCAGCCGCGACGACGCGCGGACCCCGCGGAAGGAGCGGCGGCGCCACCGCAAGCACGCGCGCCCGGACGACAGCCCCCCGCGGCGCAGCGCCAGCCCCGAGCGCGCGCGCGCACGCCGGUCCCACAGCAGAGAGCGCUCCAGCCGCCGGGAGCGCAGCCGGGACCGCAGGGGCGGCUCGGGGCGCAAGCGCAGCCGCCACCGCCGCGGGGACCGCGACCGCUCGCGCUCAGGGUCGCCCGGCCGGCACCGCAGCACCUGGAACAGGUAAUGCAGGCCGUCCCGCCCCCCUCUCCUCCCCCCGCUCCCACCCACCCCCAUCCCGCGAAGACCGGGACCGGGGAGCCGCCGCGGAGCGCACGGCCCCGGGGCCUCCCGGGCGGCUGGACCCCGCGCUUCCGGUGUCCUGCGGGCGGUGGCCGCGGCGGCGGUGGCGGCCUGGGCCUCGCUCGCCAGCUUUGGUUUCCCCCGAAACUGUUCAUCUGAUAGCUUUAACUUCACCACGUCCCUCGCAAUCACGGAGAGUGCGCCGGCCGGCGGCGGCGGCGACCAGUGUGCAGCCACCGCGCCAUUUCUGUCCCGCUUGUGACUCCCGCGCGGGUAGCGACGGCACGCGAGGCCCGUGGCCCGUCGCUGGGGACAAACUGCGGAGGACGCACGGCCAGGCCCUCCCCCCCUCCCAAAACCAGGGCCCCGAGAACUUGAGAGCGCCUUGCCCCGGUGGUGGUUUCGCGGGUUUUCCUUCGCAAUUUCAGCUGCUCGGGAGGCGCGCUUGGGGGGUGCGCCGGCAGAACCCAGAGGUCCGGCCGGUGCCUGGCGGCCGCGUGCAGGCGGGCGGGUCCUGAAGGGGGCAAGUUGCCACGUGCCGUCCCGCGCUCUUCCUCGCCUCACACACUUGCGCGUCGCAAACUGGUGACGAAGCCGAAAGGAAAAAAAAGAAGAUGGGUCAAAAGCUUUGGUUCCUCCUCAAGAAUUAGCGUGUGUGGUUUUUUUAAGAAGCUGUUUUGCUAAAUUAUUUUUACUUGGAACGUUUCAAACAGAUUUAAGGCUACACACUUGUUAAAUUUUAUAAUCAUUUGCUUCCCCAGGUGAAGCACGAGAGAUACUUAAAAGCAGCUGUAAUGUUUGCGUGAGGGAAGAUGGUGUUUAUUCCAGUUUGCAUUUUUUGUGAAAUAAAAUUUUUUUCCAAUGAA
This is a messenger RNA of Felis catus (domestic cat), 3384 nucleotides long. It is a transcript of the gene AKAP17A, whose product is annotated as A-kinase anchoring protein 17A. The record is from RefSeq and is a predicted model, not a curated record. NCBI's taxonomy places the organism in Eukaryota, Metazoa, Chordata, Mammalia, Carnivora, Felidae. Gene Ontology annotation, biological process: regulation of RNA splicing. The transcript is spliced from 5 exons. The coding region runs from base 354 to 2462 and encodes 702 amino acids. Gene Ontology annotation, molecular function: protein kinase A binding; RNA binding. Gene Ontology annotation, cellular component: nuclear speck; cytosol.